Messenger RNA from Stylonychia lemnae, 1626 nucleotides. The record is from the annotation of a GenBank genome assembly. Lineage: Eukaryota; Ciliophora; Spirotrichea; Sporadotrichida; Oxytrichidae.
AUGACAUCUUCUAUUUUAAUUUAAGAUUCCCAUUUUCAUCAUCACUCGCACUCAAUAGAUGAUCAAAAGAGAAUGAAUAACGAUUUAUUGCAACAUUCAUUACUGCAUUAAAAUAGAGAUUUUAUGAAGGACUACAAUAGAGGGUAAAAUAUUGACUACACUAAAAACGAGUUGAAGUCUUGCGUUACUGAUUUCAAAACAAGACUCAGUCAGAUUGAUGUUGCUGACUACCUUGGUUAAGAGAUAGUUGUUUCAGAUGAUCCUAAAUAAAGGAUGAACAGCAGCAAGAUGCAGUUUCUAAGCAAAACUAACUUACCAAACGAUUCUAAAAUUGUCAAACUUCAAGUGGGAGUUAGCAAAAUAAUAGAUGAUUAAAAUGGCUUUAAUAAUAAAUCGAUCCUAGAGUAAUUGUAAAAAGACAAAAACUAAGACUCACGCUAUAAAACUAACCUUAAGAAGAGAGCAGUAUUCCAGCUACCAGAUAUAUAACCUAUAAGCACUAAGAACUUCAAAGAUACAUAUCAAAAUAAUAGUAUGAAUACUACAAUGAUGAACAACACAGAUACAGUGAAUACUCCAAAUAAAAAGAAGAAUCGAUUGAAUGCCUUUCUCACUGAGAGGAAUGAGUAUAACCAGACCAUAAGCAUACUUAACCAGAAGGAGUCUUGUGAAAAUCUGCAACAAGUAUUAAACAAAUCUAAAAGCAUUAGAAUUAUCUAGGGAGAAGAUGAAUCUAAUUCUGUCUCACCUAAGGGACUCUGGUCGAAGAUCAGAGAUGGGAACGUCAAAGUAAAGAACUUCAAAAUUGGAUCUAAAGCUAAUAAAUCUCCAAUGGGGUCCGUCUUAGAAACUUCCAUCCAACUUGAAAAUGAUCAAUCUGGAAUAUUCAUCACAGAUACUUCUAGACUAAUUGAAACAUCUAAAGUAGCAUUAGAGACUGCUAGGUUGCCAAAUAUUAAGCAAGAUAGAAAUUUAAGUAUGGAUUUGAAAACUAUAAGCUUUCAUCAGAACUCUAGCAAGUUUAAUAUGAAAAAUAUAUAAUAACUUGAUCUUUCUGAUGAUAUCCUUUCCCCAACAUACAGAUAAAAGAAUAAAUCUCCUGUCAAAACAAUAGCUUACAGAGACAUCAUUCAAGGAACAUAGACACUUUUCGAUAAGAACUUUACAAUUUCAGAUGAGUAGUCUUAGAAAGUUAACACCAAAAAAUUUGAAUUUAGAUAGAGUUCCAUGAAUAUCAAUAAGCCUAGGGUUACAAAGAGAGGUACUUUAAAGUUGGAUCAUAACCUCAACAUAAAUAGUUCAUUGCAGUUACACAUGAAUAAUUAGAGACUAAUGGCAAAGAUUUAAUCUAACAUCUAGGAGGCUAAGGAUAUUAGAAGCUAUCUUAAUCAGAGUAUUUCAAAGAUCAAAGAGGAUUUACACUAUGAAUCUAUUGAGGAUAAAAUCAAGUAGUUCUAGAUGUUCGGUGCCAAUGCCCCUGUUAAACCUCGUAUUGGAUUGAAAAUGGAAAGGGCCAGACUUUCAUCUCUUAAUAUGAGUACAGAUUAGAUUUCACCUAAAAAUAAAAAGAGUAUGCUUGGGUAAAAAAAGCAAGUAGCUUUAAAUAUUUAAUCUGACAGAUACUGA